Salvia miltiorrhiza (redroot sage) is the source of this 2621-nucleotide messenger RNA. RefSeq names its product protein FAR1-RELATED SEQUENCE 5-like. Gene Ontology annotation, biological process: regulation of DNA-templated transcription. Lineage: Eukaryota; Viridiplantae; Streptophyta; Magnoliopsida; Lamiales; Lamiaceae. The record is from RefSeq and is a predicted model, not a curated record. The transcript has 3 exons. The coding region runs from base 674 to 1879 and encodes 401 amino acids.
UAAUUAAAAUGAGUUAAGACGGUGAAGUGUAAUUUUCCGACGAGAAGAUUGUGACGAGAAAGUAUAGAAAUGAGCUUAGACUUGAACAGAGGUUAUGGUAGUGACGAACUUGUCGAAAACUUAAGUGGCAAUGUUAGUGAUUCCUUAGGUGAAAGGGAUGGAUUGGGUUACAGAAAUGCGGCUGUGGAGACUGAUAUUGAUGAUGGGGAGGGCGAAGAAGAUGCGGAUGGGGAGAUAGCCCGAUCCCAUGAAGGAAAUCUCGAACCACAAAGCGGAGAUGAUUCUAUAGAGGCAUUGAAGAAAGAAAUUAGAGGAGCGCCUUGAAGUAGGAAACGUUGUGGACAAUAUAGAGGAUGUGCAUGAGUUAUACUCCGAUUAUGCUCGUUUGUGUGGAUUUUCUAUGAGAAAAGGAACGCAAGGCUAUUUUAAACCAACUCGUGUUAUUCGCAUGAAGAUGUAUCACUGUUCGUGUGAGGGACCCCCAGAUAACAAACGCUCGGUUGGGCGUAUACCGGUGUGCAAAAAACAGUCGUAUAGGACAAACUGCAAGGCAAGGCUUCGUGUUUCGCGAGCGGGUAUUGAGUUUCCUUGGAAAGUGACCGUCUUUGAAAAAUAACACAACCACGAAUUGGUUCAUCCAAGUGAGAGUUAUUUGCUCCGAUCAGCGCGCAAGAUGUCAAGGACGAAGAAGAAUUUGCUUAUUUCUAUGCGUGCCAGUGGAAUUGGAGUUAGCCGCGCUUAUCGUUUUUUGGAGAACGAAGCUGGAAGUCGGCAAAAUGUUGGUUUCAUACGGAAGGAUGUAUACAAUGAACUGCAUCGUGAAAGUCGCAAUGUAUCGAAGAUUAACAACGGUGAUGCGAAUAGCUUAGUGCAGUAUUUCACUGAGAAGGGAAUGAGUGAUCCUUCAUUCUAUUGGAAGUUGAAGCUCAGUGAUGAAGGGAGGCUUGAACACCUGUUUUUUCGAGAUUGUAGGUACCUCAUAGAUUAUCAGCAUUUUGGGGACGUCGUAUCUAUUGAUGUUACUUACAAGAUGAAUAAGUACGACCUGAUUUGCGUCCCUAUUAUCGGAAUAAAUCAUCACAGAACAAAUGUGAUGUUUGGCAUGGGUUUCUUGUGUAAUGAGAAGACCGAGUCCUAUGAAUGGUUGUUUAGGACAUUCCUUGAAUCAAUGUACAAGAAACAGCCGGGUGUUAUAUUCUCGGACCAGGACAUGGCUCUUAUGAAUGCUUUGGACUACACGUUCACUGAAGCAUCACAUAGGCUAUGUCAAUGGCAUAUCAACAAAAAUGCGGUGAAACAUUUUGGUAAACUCAACCACGACCGUGAGUUCAAGACUUUGUGGUUUCGGUGUAUGAAGGGAUGCGAAUCUGAGGAACAAUUUGAAGAAUGUUGGCGACGUAUGAUCGAGGAGCAUAAUUUGUCGAAGAAUAAAUGGUUUUCUAACAUGUACGUUUUGAGGAAGCGUUGGUCUACGGCAUUCACAAGGGAGAAAUUUUCCGGAGGUUUACAUGCCACAUCUCGUAGUGAGGUGACGAAUAGAGUGUUGAAAGAGUUGUGCUCGUCCACGUCUUCAUUGCACGAAUUUGUUCUUGGGUUCGAGAGGAUGCAAAAGAAUUGGCGAACAAUAGAGUUGGAGGAGGAUACAUUUUGCCGAGGCAUUCCAGGUAUGUUUGUGCAACAUACACGCAUUUUAGUUCAGGUAGGAAAGGUUUGUACGAGGAAGGUUUUCAAGUCCUUUGAGUAUGAAGCCGUACAAUCAAUCUCCGUAAAUCUGACACAAGAGCCUCCCGAUUUGAAUGAUGAAGUUUUGGAGUUCAAGGUUGAGUCCAGAAGCUCUGUUACAGGUUACCGCUUGGUGAAGUUUAAUCAGAGAUCUUGAAUUGCGUCUUGUUCGUGCCAUUUGUUGGAGACCGAGGGGGUCUUUUGCCGACACCUUUUUAGAGUGUACUUUCAUUUGAACCAAAAUAAUGUUCCAGAUGAAAUGAUUUUGAGUCGGUGGCGGAAGGAUUCAAAGCAACGGUUAAACGUAUCUGCGAGUGUUUUCGAUGUUGGUGCGCCAAACAAGUUUAACAACAUGGUGUUUGUGCAUCACAACACCAAACGCGUGCAUGAUUUGCUAACUGAAAUUAAAGACGACAACAUUUGCCGGGAUGCGAUGAAUGAUUAUAUUGAGAAGAUGAUUGAUUCAGUGAAAAGUUUGAGACUUAAUUCCAUGGGACAGUCGGAAGGUAACAAUGUAGAACAAGUGUUGAAGGAACCCUUGGUUCGCCGGGUAAGCAACCCUAUAUUAAAGAGAAAACGUCCUUAUAGGCGUAUGCGUGUGAGCGGAGACAUGGAAACACCUUCAUAUGAUGGAGCAAGCAGUUCGAAAAGGGCAGUACAUGUGGAAGACGCUGAUGAAAGAAGAGUCCCUGAUUCUGAAGUGGGCAGCGAUGAAGAAUUUUUUCCCAGUUUUAAUGAGAACCAAGAUUGGUUCACCGUUGAUUAAAUUUAAUUCACAGACAUUGGUAUCUUGGCUUCCUUUUUGUAUUGUACCUUGAAUGAGCUAUUUCGUUUGGGACAUUUGUUUUGUAGAUUAUGGGGACAAAGUUUUUUGGUGGUUGGCUGAAAUUUAUUAAUUC